AUCUGCUCCAUUCCGCAUUACUGCUCCCGAGUCGAGCGCGGAGUCAAAAACUCGCCGCUGUGCUUCUAGGAAGUGAGCGAGAAGGCUACCAUGGACGCCGUGGCUCAGUGGAGGAAUCAGUGGUUUGACUACACUCAGUAUCUGCGCCGAGAGGGAUUCUUGGACGAUCAGUUUGCACAACUAAAGAAGCUGCAGGAUGAAAACAGCCCGGAUUUUGUAGUUGAAGUUGUUUCUCUUUUCUUUCAAGAUUCCGAGAAGCUUUUCAACAAUAUGGCCAGGGCUCUAGAACAGAACGUUGUAAAUUUCAAACAGGUAGAUGCCUAUGUCCAUCAAUUCAAGGGUAGCAGUGCCUGGAUAGGUGCAUUCAGACUUAAAAAUGUAUGCAUCAACUUCAGAAAUUUUUGUGAGGCUCAGAACCUUGAAGGGUGUUUGAGAUGUUUGCAACAACUGCAGCAAGAGAGCACUGCACUGAAGAACAAGCUUGAAAAUUUAUUUAGGUUGGAGCAACAGAUCGUGGCUGCUGGCGGGUCAAUUCCGAUGAUGGAAUAAAUGCUACGACUGCUAUAUAAUUUGUCAAGAAAUAUGGAUAUCAGAGUUUCCGAAGUCCUUUAGCGAGUUCGAUUUUACUCUGAUGUAGUGAAAUUUUCCUAUAUUCCACCUGCAUCUUCGUGUAACGAUGUAGUAGCUUAAUAACUUUCUUGGAGGUGUGUAAUGUAAGGCUCUAUUUCCCUAAACCCUUCAUCCAACUGAUUAUUUAUCUUGUUAAUUUGUCAGCGAGGAAGCUUUUAUCA
This is a messenger RNA of Pyrus x bretschneideri (Chinese white pear), 791 nucleotides long. Its product is annotated as histidine-containing phosphotransfer protein 1-like. The transcript has 6 exons. Gene Ontology annotation, molecular function: protein histidine kinase binding; histidine phosphotransfer kinase activity. Gene Ontology annotation, cellular component: cytoplasm; nucleus. The record is from RefSeq and is a predicted model, not a curated record. Gene Ontology annotation, biological process: cytokinin-activated signaling pathway; phosphorelay signal transduction system; phosphorylation. Lineage: Eukaryota; Viridiplantae; Streptophyta; Magnoliopsida; Rosales; Rosaceae. Bases 91 to 549 code for a protein of 152 amino acids.